ACUAAAGUCCAAAUGAUUGUGGACAGUACAGGUCACGAAGAGCAUAGUGCAUAGAUUAUAAUUUAUAGAUAUUAAAUAACUAAUAUUAAUAAGUAUGGUCUGUUAUAAUUUUUAAUUUUAUAAGGUUUAAGGAGUUAAUUGUAUUAAUAAAUUAUUGAUUUUUCCCUCUUGUGUAAUUUAAACAUAAUUUUGUUUAGAUCAAACUAAUUUUCAAAUUAUUCAUCACCUACCUAUUCAUUAAUAUCUAUGAUUAUUUUUCUAUUUGUCCUUCAAUACAUUUCUACAAAUUGCAUUUUUUCACUACACUUCAUAUAGUGUAUCGAAAAAUGGCUUCAUAUUAUGAUGCAGUUUUUCGAAGAAAAAUAACAGAAUCUGCAAGCACAGAUGAACGAAAUAGACUUAAUGAAAACAAAAGAGGACGGUGGGAUCAACCAGAUAACCAGAAUAUUAAUUCUGAUGAUCAAUGGGAACGAAUAGUUGAACGAGCUAGAAAUCUUAGAAGUGACUCACAGUUUACUGACAUACAUGGAGAUAAACCUGCAUCCUUGAUAGACUUGCCUAUUGAUGCCAAUAUUUCUUCCAAUAAACCUCCUGUACCUGUCAGAACAUCUCCUUUGUGGAAUGAAAUUAUGCCUCAAUUCAACCCAUUCAAUUUAAUUAACCCAAUGAAUGUUAUGGAUUCUGCAAUGUUUAUUGGACAAUAUGGUGUUAUGGGUGGAAUGCUAACUCCUUCUUCAAUGAUUGUUAAUCAUACAACACCAAGAGUGCCAGAUUCCAAUGUCAUUCAGACAGACAAACGCAUCAUACAAUUAGAACUGUGUACACUAUACCCACCUCCUGCUAAUGCUCCUACGCCAACCUCUAGAGAAAGGCCACCAGGCUGUCGAACUGUAUUUGUUGGUGGAUUACCAGAUAGCAUUACUGAAGAAAUUAUGAAAUCAAUUUUUACUAAUUAUGGAGAAAUAUUGACAAUUCGUUUGAGUAAUAGAAAAUUUUGUCAUAUACGUUUUGAAAAUGAAUGCUCUGUUGAUCUUGCAUUAGAACUCUCAGGAUAUCGAUUAGUUAUGAAAGGACAAGAACUAGUAUCUGCAUCACGUUUACAUGUAGAUUAUGCUCAAGCCCGUGAUGAUCAGUAUGAAUGGGAAAUGAAAAAAAGACAUUUAAUGCGUGAAGAAAGGCGUUUACAACAAACUAGGUCAAAUCCACCUCCUUCUCCUCCUUUAAUACCACAUUUUACCGAAGCUAAAGCUUUAUCCGUUAGUGAAGAAAUUAAGGCUGAUUCAUCAUUUUUAAAUGCUGUACAAGUAGUCAUUACAUGGUUAGAACGAGGAGACUGUAACAAACGUAAUGUUAAUAUAUUUUAUUCAAUAAUUCAAUCAACCAAUUCCCAUGUACGACGUUUACUAUCAGAAAAAAACCAAUUUGAAGAAGAGCUGCAAAAUCUAAAAGACCUUACUAAACGUCGCAUGCAAGCAAUUUUAUUACAAUUCACCCAGAUCGAGAAAGUGUUUACUUCUGCAUCGCACAAGAAGGUUUGGGAUCAUUUCACAAAGGCGCAGCGAAAGAACAUUGAGACAUGGAAGAAGCAGGCAAUGGCUCUAUCCAAAUUGGGUAUUGAUGAUGAAGAUGAAAUGAUUGGUGGAGAUGAAAUGGAUUUAUCUGACGAUGAAAGCAAUUUAAAAAAGACAAAAACAAAAACUGAUCCCAUACAGUUACAGGACGAAAAUGAUCACCUCAAAUGUGAAUUAGAAGCUUAUAAAAAUGAAAUAGGAAUGAUGAAAGCUAGUUUACAAACAUCUGAUCAAAAAGAUAUUCAAAUAAAUUAUCUACAACAACAGUUAUUAUCUACUCGACAGGAGUUAAAUGUUCUAACUGAAAAAUGUUCUGAUGCUCAAAAGUCCAAAUCAAGUUCAAUUGAUAAUCAAUUAAUAUUAAACAAUAAAACACAAGAAACAAACAAUGGAUCAAAUCAAUUUUCCGAUCAUCAAAUAAAAUUACUUGGCCAUAUUGCAAUAUAUCUAAGUAUUCAUCCUUUUGGAACAAGUGUUGAAGGUGUUGUAAACUAUAUCAAAAAUAUUGAUAAAAACGUUACUUAUCAACAAAUAGAAAAUCUACUAGUCAUCAAUAAAAUAUUAUUUGAAAAUUUCAAACACGAUAAUACAUCUCUAUGGAAAUUAGUCAAUUUUAGUUAAUUAUGAUAUUAUAAGUACUUGAUUAUUUUUAUUUGUAAUAAUUUGCCGUUUUUACAUUUUACUAGUGUUUUACAUAGGUAAUUUGUAUGAAAAAAAUGCUUUAUAAUUUAUAAUAUAUUCUUUUAGUUAUUAUAGUUAAUUUCCUUCUUAAUUACGAUUAUUUUUUCAAUCUGAUUAUAAAAUUUUAUUUAUUAUAAAAACAUAAUACGACUAAUUUAUAUUGUUAUUUAACAUAAUAUUAUGCUAAUUAUUAUCUUUUUUUAUAUAUUGACAUUGUAAAAUUAAACUGUUUCCACUCAA
Molecule: messenger RNA, 2492 nt
Organism: Aphis gossypii (cotton aphid)
Lineage: Eukaryota; Metazoa; Arthropoda; Insecta; Hemiptera; Aphididae
Product: ecto-NOX disulfide-thiol exchanger 2
Exons: 11
Coding region: 327-2192 (621 amino acids)
Biological process (GO): ultradian rhythm
Cellular component (GO): external side of plasma membrane; plasma membrane
Molecular function (GO): protein-disulfide reductase activity; RNA binding
Source: RefSeq, a predicted model, not a curated record